Molecule: messenger RNA, 3996 nt
Organism: Larimichthys crocea (large yellow croaker)
Lineage: Eukaryota; Metazoa; Chordata; Actinopteri; Sciaenidae
Product: proton myo-inositol cotransporter
Exons: 10
Coding region: 352-2214 (620 amino acids)
Biological process (GO): myo-inositol transport; transmembrane transport
Cellular component (GO): apical plasma membrane
Molecular function (GO): myo-inositol:proton symporter activity
Source: RefSeq, a predicted model, not a curated record
CGUCACUCUGGAGCUUUUAAAAGCACUUGUUUUAGACACAUUUGUCACGUGACAGAUUUUAAAAUGUGCCGUGCUGACAGAACCGUGCCCGCGGCUUGUCACGAGACCUUGAAAGUUGAAUCUCCACUUCCUUGUUUCUUCUUUCGUGCCGGACGCCGAGGUCGGAAGUCCAGUGUUUAAAAGAAUGCAUUUCUAUGAUCUCCCUUUGUUUGGGACCACCUUUCCUCAGCUCUGCUCUGUUUUGAGGGAGUUUAAUGCGCCACAACUAAUGAUAUAUGAGUAAAGGAGUAAGAACAAGACGCUGCAGGUGUCCAAAGUAACCCCAGGUGAGUUGAUCUCCUGCUGUCCUCUAUGUCCAACAGCCACGAUGGAUUCAGCUUGAAGCGGAUGAGUAACCUCAUGGGCAGCAGGAGGCAGAGAGCAGUGGACGAUGGAGAGCAGAGUCUCAUUGGACCUCCAUCUGGAUACCCCGGAGCCACUGGUGGGAAUCUCCUGGACCAAGAUGAAUCCACACCAUGCUUUGUCUACGUGUUGGCGGUUUUCUCUGCCCUGGGAGGAUUCCUCUUCGGGUAUGACACCGGGGUGGUCUCCGGGGCUAUGCUGCUCAUAAAGAAGGAGAUGAACCUGGACAAACUGUGGCAGGAGCUGCUGGUUUCCAGUACCGUUGGGGCUGCCGCUCUCUCUGCCCUGAGCGGAGGAUACUUGAAUGGGUGGCUGGGGCGCAGGAUCUGCAUCCUUUUGGCCAGUUUCAUCUUUAGCGCUGGUGGCGUGAUCUUGGGUUUGGCCCCCGACAAGGUGGUGUUUCUUGUGGGCAGAAUCAUAGUUGGAUUGGGCAUAGGCAUUGCCUCGAUGACAGUCCCUGUGUACAUCGCAGAGGUUUCCCCUUCUCACCAGAGAGGGCAGCUGGUCACUAUCAACUCGCUCUUUAUCACUGGUGGCCAGUUUAUUGCCAGUGUGGUCGAUGGCGCUUUCAGCUACCUAAGCCACGACGGCUGGAGGUACAUGCUGGGUUUGUCCGUUGUCCCAGCAGUGCUGCAGUUCAUCGGCUUCAUCUUCCUGCCGGAGAGCCCCCGCUGGCUUCUCAAAAACGGCCGGAGCCAAGAGGCCCGUGAAGUUCUCAGCCGGAUCAGAGGAGGGCGGAACAUUGACGCGGAGUACAACGCCAUCAGAACCAACAUCGAGGAAGAGGAGAAAGAGGCAGGAGGAGGUCUUGUCAUUUUACGGAUUCUUCGCUAUGGUCCGACUCGCAGGGCUCUCAUCAUUGGCUGCGGCCUCCAGAUGUUUCAGCAGCUGUCUGGGAUAAACACUGUCAUGUAUUACAGUGCAACCAUUCUGCAGAUGGCGGGGGUGCGGGAUGAUAAACAGGCGAUCUGGUUGGCUGCUGCAACUUCUGCAACCAACUUUGUGUUCACCGUGGUUGGAGUCUGGCUUGUGGAGAGAGUGGGCCGAAGGAAGCUGACCCUGGGCAGUCUUUUAGGUACUGGUCUGAGUUUGACUCUGUUAGCAGUCGGGUUCUUGCUGUCUGCCCAGAAUUCUCCACCCAUCACCCUUCACCCGGUCGACUCUCAGAACUCAACCUGCAGACUAUAUGGGUCCUGUGAGUUCUGCAUGCUGGAUCCAAACUGUGGGUUUUGUUAUCGUGAAAACGGCUCCGGGGUGUACAAUGCCUCCUGUGUUCCUGUCAGUCAAGUGUCCACGGAUCACGCCGCCUGGGGAAGGUGUUCCAACCAAACAGAGGGAACUGACAACCCGAUCUGGGCCUACAACUACUGUCCAACAUCCUACUCUUGGAUCGUCCUGUUGGGCCUCAUACUCUACCUUGCAUUCUUCGCUCCAGGUAUGGGCCCAAUGCCUUGGACAGUGAACUCAGAGAUUUACCCACUGUGGGCCCGUAGCACCGGCAAUGCCUGUUCAGCCGGGGUCAACUGGAUCUUCAACGUCCUGGUGUCUCUGACCUUCCUUCAUGUUGCAGAGUUUCUGACAUAUUAUGGGGCAUUCUUCAUGUACACAGGCCUGGUGGUGUUGGGUCUCCUCUUUGUCCAGGGCUGCCUCCCAGAGACCCAAGGCCUGCAGCUGGAGGAAAUCGAGAACCUGUUCAACAGACCGCUCUGCUCAUGUGGAGCCUCCUCAUCCGGCCACAACCAAGUCCAAUACAUCCGGGUAAAAGGCAGUAACUACCUCCUCUCUGAGAGCGAUGCCUCAGAUGUAGAGUAGACUGGGAAGAUUUCCUCUUUCCGCUCUGUCCUUUGGUUUGCUGAUGUGGGGAGGAAAAGUAAUCAUGUCGCCCUCUGGUGGCUGCAAUCAAACAUAAGCACAAAUGGUGCACCCACUCCUGUGAUUGACUCUGAACUCACUUUUCCCCACGCUCAGGCAAUUCUUUUGUCAAUCAUCUCUGCUUCUUACAUCUGCCUUAGUCUCAGCUGGGAGUUGGUGUGCCUUUUUUCUUUACUCCAUUCUUCUUGUUUUCCAUCAUUCCCCCACACGGUCAUCAGAAAAGGGAACACUGGAACAAGACUUUCCAGGUAUCCAGAAUUAGGGUGAACAGAUAAUUAGUUAUACCAGUUAAGUUAAAGUAUGUCAUGAAAAAAUAGUGUUAGAAAUGCGAAAUCGAAACAGAUUAUGGUACUCUUUCCAGGAAAAAUCAUGUUCAACAAACAGAUCUGUAUUUUAAGGACUUCAGCGAUGAACUUUGGGGAAUGAUUGUUGUUUUCCCAGCAAGUAGCAUUUUUAGAAACUCUUUGUUUUGAUUGGGAACUCACCAUUUUCACUGUCUCUCUGUAACGUAAAAACAACUUUAUUUCUAUGAUAUACAAAAUACAUCAAAUAUUUUGUGUAUUUUUUUUUGAUAUACCAGCAAGGAUGUGUUUGUAUGCUUCAUGCCAGCCUUAAUGAUCUUUAGAGAGCAGGAGACCAUUUUAAACACUAUCAUUGAUUUAUUUGUAUAUUCUUUAGAACUCUUUGAGAACACAUUCCUGUUAAAAUCACGAGCAUGGGUUUAAUGCUUUAAUCUGUGCUGGUGUCAAACUAAACUGUCCAUUGUGGGUUGCUGCUAUUCUGUGCACAGUGGGAGAGAUUUCACUUGAAAAACCAAAAAGGUGUCUUUUUUUUCUGAAAAAACAUUUUUAUAUGUCAAAUUAGUCGAACAAGUUGCUCAAAUCUUCAAUUUUCUAGCACGAUUCGGAAUUCAGUCCAGCACACUACGGAGCGGUGGGGUCAGACAGUGCCAUAGCCUAUAUCACUGUAAGUAUGGCCUCAAUGUGAUAACAGCUUUUCUUAUAUAUUUCAGCAGUGAUUAAUAUUCCUUUUUAAUUUUAAUGUCCUUGUUUCUGCAGCUCAGAUAACGAUGACCAAGUAGCCCUGAACAACUCAGUACAAAGCACCUUUUGUAUAGAGCGUCCUUUUUGCACUGACAUGCUUUGAAAUAUGCCAGUGUGCUUUUUAGUGCCACUGUAAGUUUUCUUUUAAAAAGGUUUCUCAUGCAGUCUUCUUUUUAUGGUGAUUGCUAUCUCUGUGCAGCUAAGUGUCUGUUUUAUCGAUGAAUAAACUUCAUUUCGUUUCUGGUUUCUAGAAUGUCUAGAAUGAAUAGUUUUCUGAUGAGUGGAACGUUUGCACAACAGACAAAUUGCACAAAACCUUUAGUAUUUAUGGGAACAGAAACGUUCAAUAUUUAUACAGACGUAGUUUGUGGUUAUAGAUCUGGAAUCCUUUCUCAUAAAAUCAGAUUUGGUGUCAAAUCUCAAUAUGACAGCAGUGAUAUCACACAGCCAUUCCUGUAAAUCUUAUUGAUAACCAGCCUGUGUCAGAAAUUCAAAGACUUAAACAGAUCUAUAUGAGUAUUUUCAGAAGAAAAGAAGAUCUAUUGUUCAUGACAGAUGAUGGAUGGGUUCAUGUUGGUACUAGGUCAUUUUCUAUAUGAAAUGCUUGUAUUAAUCACAUUCCAUGUCUUUCAUGUUAUGUUCAUGAUCUUUGGGAAAUAAACAUACACAAAUUGAAUCA